Macadamia integrifolia is the source of this 2361-nucleotide messenger RNA. RefSeq names its product pentatricopeptide repeat-containing protein At2g20710, mitochondrial-like. Bases 99 to 1616 code for a protein of 505 amino acids. Lineage: Eukaryota; Viridiplantae; Streptophyta; Magnoliopsida; Proteales; Proteaceae. Gene Ontology annotation, cellular component: mitochondrion. The record is from RefSeq and is a predicted model, not a curated record. Gene Ontology annotation, molecular function: protein binding. The transcript has 2 exons.
CAUCUUCUUCAUUUUUAUUCUCUGCAACAAUACGAUCAACCCAAAAUCUCUCUCUCUCUCUCUCUAGUCUCUGCUCCGCACAACACAGAGAAGGUCAGAUGAAUAGUGUCUGCUCGAGAAUGUACAAUUUCUACUCACAGCCUGGUUAUCACAGGGCUAUUAGGAUCUUAUUCUACUCAACGGAAGCCGCGGAAGCCGUAAAACCCGUUAUACCCUCUACUUCAAGGGCGACUUCAGGGGAGAGUCUGUACAGGAGGAUUUCUCCAGUGGGUGAUCCUAAUGUUCCAAUAGCGCCAGUGCUUAAUCAGUGGAUUGAAGAAGGAAGAACUGUCAGCAAAAGAGAACUUCAAUCGAUAGUUAAGCAGCUCAGAGAUUACAGACGAUACAAUCAUGCUCUUGAGGUAUCUCAGUGGAUGAGUGAUCGUAGGUACUUUGACCUAUCCCCAGCUGACAUUUCUGUUAGGCUGGAUUUGAUUGCAAAAGUUCACGGCCUAGAACAAGCGGAAGAGUAUUUUAAUAACACUCCAAAACAUUUAAGAGUCCUCUCGACAUAUGGUGCUCUUCUCAACUGCUACACCCAUCAUAAAUCUCUGGAGAAAGCGGAGGCGCACAUGCAGAAGAUGAGGGAUUUAGGGUUUGCAAUGUCAUCGGUAACUUACAAUGUAUUGAUGAACCUAUACUCUCAAUUGGGACAGCAUGAAAAGCUAGAUAUCCUAUUUCAAGAAAUGGAAGGAAAGGGCAUUGCUCCGGACAAGUACACGUUCAGCAUUCGGCUAAGUGCAAGUAUAGCUACUUUUGAUAUUGAAGGAAUGGAGAAGAUUCUAGAGAGGAUGGAAACAGAUCCUCGGGUCAUUGUGGAUUGGAAUGCUUACGCUGUUGCUGCAGGUGGGUACAUCAAAGUUGGGUUAAUAGAUAAGGCAUUAGAAAUGCUGAAGAAAUCGGAGGAGCUGGUCACUGGUAGAAAAAGGAGGGUUGCAGUUGAUUUCUUCCUCACACUGUAUGCUGGCACAGGGAAGAAAGAAGAACUGUACCGAAUCUGGAAUCAGCACAAAACAUUAGAAAAGGUCUACAACUCUACAUAUAUGUGCAUGAUUAGUUCUCUAUUGAAGUUGGAUGACAUUGAGGGUGCCGAGAAGAUCUUGGCAGAGUGGGAAUCUGGUGGCACUUCAUACGAUUUCCGUGUUCCAAACUUGUUAAUGGCUGCUUAUUGCAAGAGGGGUCUUUGGGAGAAGGCUGAAGCAUUUAUAAACAAGGCUGCUGAGAGGGGGAAGAAGCCUUAUCCAAGUACAUGGGACCGUUUGGCUACUGCAUAUGUUGAGGAUAAUCAGAUGGCAAAAGCAGUGGGGACAAUGGGAAAGGCAAUCUUGGCUAGCAGACCAGGGUGGAAGCCAAAUUGUUCCACUUUGGCUGCUUGCCUGGAAUACUUGAAAGGGCAACAAGAUACAGAAGGGGCUGAGGAGUUCAUUAGGUUACUUAGGACCCAAGGUACCUUACCCUCCAACGCUUGUGAUGAGUUGCAGAAAUAUCUUGAAGAUGGAAAACUGGAAUCUGACACUCUUAAUCAGAUCCUAAAGGAUGCUAUUGGUGAAAGGGAAGGCAGAGAAUCCCCGAAAUGAGGUUGGAAAGCUGCAACUGGAAGUAUGAUAUGAGCUAUUUUAGAGUUCAAUUGACCAAUGAUUGUGAUGCCACUGCUAUCAUGGUCACCAAUUAACCUUUGAUAGAACAGACAAAUUGUUUGAAACUAUGGCCAUUCUAUUGAAAAAUCGUCACAGUGAAGUUCACCAAGUCAUUUUUUGGACUACAUUUCUUCUGGUGCAUCAAAUGUAAUUGUGCUGACAUGCCAACAAAUUUUAUUCUGACGUUUUGCUUUUGACAGGCCUGAGUUUGUCUGAUUGAUGGUAGCAUUUUGGAUGACCCGGGACCUGUAGGUAUUUUAGAGGUGUUUAGGGGCCAAAAAUGCAGCAUAAGCGCUUCCAAGGCUACUUGUGAUUCGUUAAAUGCCGAAUUGAACACGAUUAUUGAAGGCCUGGAGAUUCCCUGUCCCAUGGAUGGUAUGAUUUGAUCACCAAGGGAGAUUCAGCCUUGGUUAUUAAAUGGUUAUCUUCUAACAAAGGUGCACAUAGAGAUACUUGCAUCUAGUUAGGUGAGCUUGAUCUCUUGUUUCAGCUGGUAAUGACUUUUUAUCAUGGAGAUGAUGAGGUCUGCUUAUGGGUUAGCCAAGUUUGGGUUUUGUUGAUUAGUUGUAUGAUCGUAUUUGGGGCCUUAUUCCAUUCUUAUUGUAGUUUUUUGUUCUCUUAUGGUUAUGCUCUUUGGGACACUCUCUUUAAGUAUAUAUAUUUGAUGCUUUCUUUCUUUAUAAAA